UUGGCCUUUGUUUAAUUUUUCUUUUAAUAUUGAUUUGCAGAAAUAUGUUGCUGAUUUGAUUGAGAAACCAGGCAAUGAAAAAAUCUUGUCUGAAUUGUGUGUUUGUCUUAAUUAUGGUGUGAAAGAUGUAAAUGGAGUUCAAUCGUUGAAAGAUUGUAAUAUGAUUUUUGCUCCUGUUCUGAUUGAAGACCCGAAGCAUUAUUACCUGUUUGUCAUUAGUAUGAAAGACAAAAGUGUCUAUUUCUUUGAUAAUAUGCUUCUGGAACCAAAAGAGAUGGAACAAAGGAAGAAAGCUUAUUCUGUCUUGUGUUCUUCAUUGGAAAAACUACUGAAAAAUAUGGAUAACAUUCAUCAUGAAGAUAUUAAAAGCUUCAAAUUUAUCCCGGUCGGUGGUAAUUGGAAGCGAGGUGCUUAUGACAAAGACUGUUGUGUCUAUUUGAUGAUGUUUAUGAUGGUUUUUCAUGGUGUUGAAACGGUACAAGAUGGUGUUGGGAUUUUUGACUUUGAUCCCUUGGCAGAUGAAGUUUCUCAGGGCUUAUAUGAAUAUCUGAAACGAAUGGUUGCAUUCAGGAAAUACAGGAAACAAGAUGUUUUGGAUGCCCUAAUUAAACAAAGGGAAGAGUUGACGCAGAAAUACAUGAAUGAUGAUUCAAAAAUUGAAAUUGUUGCAAGAAAUAGUUCAGCAAGGAAAUCCAAACAUGUUGAAACAGAAGAUGAAGCUGAGACAGAUGUCAAUGUUGAAGGGAAAGGACGUGGCAAAGGCGGGAGACGCACCCGAGGAGGCAGACGCGGGAAGGCACGUGGACGAGGUGCUUCACGUGGUUAA
Spinacia oleracea (spinach) is the source of this 826-nucleotide messenger RNA. RefSeq lists its product as uncharacterized. The transcript has 5 exons. Gene Ontology annotation, biological process: proteolysis. NCBI's taxonomy places the organism in Eukaryota, Viridiplantae, Streptophyta, Magnoliopsida, Caryophyllales, Amaranthaceae. The record is from RefSeq and is a predicted model, not a curated record. Bases 161 to 826 code for a protein of 221 amino acids. Gene Ontology annotation, molecular function: cysteine-type peptidase activity.